Lactuca sativa (garden lettuce) is the source of this 790-nucleotide messenger RNA. Its product is annotated as 17.9 kDa class II heat shock protein. Lineage: Eukaryota; Viridiplantae; Streptophyta; Magnoliopsida; Asterales; Asteraceae. The record is from RefSeq and is a predicted model, not a curated record.
AUCCACCUUAAAGAUGUUUGAUUCGUCAUUCUGCAACCACACAACAUCUCGACUAGUACUUUAUCCUUCAAUUGCGCUCGAAUUUUGGAGAAAAGGUAAUCAACCGAAAUCGAUAUGGACAUCAGUACUCUAAUGGGUUUCGAUUCGCCGCUUUUGCACAACCUCCACCACAUCCUUACAGCCACCGACGACACCACCACCAACAACAAAUCAAGCAAUGCCGGACCUACUGGCGCUUACGUCCGUGACGCUAGAGCAAUGGCUGCAACUCCGGCUGAUGUGAAGGAGUAUCCCAACUCUUACGUCUUCAUCGUCGACAUGCCUGGUCUGAAGUCCGGAGAUAUCAAGGUCCAGGUGGAGGAAGACAACGUGUUGGUGAUAAGUGGAGAGAGAAAAAGGGAACACGAUCAGGAAGAGAAGGAAGGAGUUAAGUACGUGAGAAUGGAAAGGAGGAUCGGGAAGUUUAUGAGGAAGUUUGUGUUGCCGGAGAAUGCUAAUAUGGAGAAGAUAUCGGCGAUUUGUCAAGAUGGAGUGCUUACAGUGACGGUGGAGAAACUGCCACCUCCGGAGCCAAAGAAGCCGAAGACGAUUCAGGUCCAGGUUGCUUGAAGAACAGAAUCUACUUUAUGUUGUUUUGCUCUGUUUUUGUAAUGGUUUGCUCUUUUGCUCUGUUUGAUCUCGUAGUUAUAAUCAAUCUACUGUUGUUGGUUUUUAAAGUCAAUAUUUGGUCGUUUUGUUGUACUUCGGUUUGUAACAAUUUAAAUGUGAAAUUAAAAUGGUUUCUUUGUAA